Molecule: messenger RNA, 1386 nt
Organism: Umbelopsis ramanniana AG
Lineage: Eukaryota; Fungi; Mucoromycota; Umbelopsidomycetes; Umbelopsidales; Umbelopsidaceae
Exons: 6
Coding region: 111-1358 (415 amino acids)
Source: RefSeq, a predicted model, not a curated record
CGGUGUUGUGCUGCAGUGCAACAAGGGGUUCCGCUUCAGAAACUGCAAGUCACAACCAGUUACUUUUUUGUGCUGUGAAGCUGAGUACUGACAGCUCGACAGGAUUAGCAAUGCUUUCUAGAUACGCGCGAGUCAAUCCAGCUAAAGCUCACAUCCGCAACCUAUGGACGCAAAGAACUGCCUCUCGUUCAGAGCUGGCACAAGCUGUAGCAGUGAGCGUAGCCGACUUACCUAAGAAACCAAUCGACGUUUGCGUCGCCCUUGUAUCCCAGUCAUUUCCCGCCAAUGACCUUCUCAAGCUCAACACCGAAUUCUUCAAACAUAUCAACCCUAAAAUCUUCAUCGGGGCAGUGGUUGACCGCGUGCCAUCACCGCAAUCUGGCGGUCACGAUGCCACCGCUUUUGUAUUAGACGAUACCGCGGACCGAAAGAAGUUCAAAAGCGUCAGCGUCGGGCGCUGGGGCAAGGUGCAAGAUUUCAACCGCUUCAAGUAUGAAGAGAACGAUAUCGAAAAGUUUGGUUGGGAUGCCUUCAAAAGUGUAAGCACGAACGUACACGGACAUGACCUGCUCCCCCAGUUACAAAAUUUAAAACAAACGCCCAAGUUUGCUUGGAUAUUAUCCGACCAUGAGCCAUACCAGCUUAUCGAAACCCUAGACUACCAUUUCCCACAGGCUACCAAAGCUGGAUUAAUAGGUGCCUCUACACCAUUUAUCACUGGAACUCCAUAUACUUUAUUUUAUAACGAAAAAAUGUUACCGGGAGGCUCCAUUGGAUUCGUGUCCUCUUCAGUGCCAAAAGUAAGAUCCAGUGUCCAACACAUAGCCUUGGAAGCCCUUGGUAGUCCAAUGACUGUGACGAGAUGCCGGGGUAACAUUAUAUUGGAUUUGGAUGAAACGAGUGCCACCGGGUUGUUGUUGGACCUUUUAAAUAAGGGCCACAAUGCCAAAAUUUCUAAGGACAAAGAGUUUUAUCUUGGUGCAUGCACCGAGGACGCCGGCGAUAAUGUACAACUGACGUCAGUCCAUCGUGUUACAAGUGGUGAUCCAUCCAAAGGAAACAUGUCAAUAGAUACGACAAAGGAUUUCCAAGUAGGUCAGAAAGUGCAGUUUCUCCACCGUGUGGAUAUUACUGCCAAAACCGAGUCUGAACAGUCAAAUGGCGAACAAAUAGUUUGUACGGUGGCAGAAAAGGAUACCACUUAUAUCGGAAACAACUCGUUUAAACCAGAUGUGAACUCAACAACAUCCAAUGUUUUCGGUGGAAGUAGUGAAAAUGGAAUUUUGGUUGGUCAAGCAGACCAGACAACGUAUGUCUUGGAUGCCCCUCACUCCGAAUAUACAGUUAAAAUACAAUAGAAUGUACAUGAUAGGAUUUUUUUUUCUU